GACUUAAAAGAUAUGUUAAAAAGGCGGGAAGCCGUGAUCAUGUCGUGUCAUGCAAACAUGCGAUUGAUAUUGUGUUGCACUAUAAAACAGGAAAAAGGAUACUGAGGUCAAAGUAUGAAAGACAUCAAGCAAUAUUUUGACAAUGGCAAGAAUAUCGUUGAUAAGGAGACCGAUACUGAUCUAGACAAUGUGAAAGAGGAGGAUCAAGAAGAAAUUAUUGCAACAGGUAAACGUAAGCGUGUGAGGAUCCGGAUAUCAAGUGUUGGUUCUUCAAGCAGAAUGUGUGACAUAAUUGAGACUAAGAGCAAUUUAAUCGACAAAACACCUAGUCCAUUCAACGGCGAGAUAAACAACGGUCAAAAGACUUUGCAAAGUGGAACGUCAAAAUCAGAUGUAAAGCGUCAUCUUAAGAAGCAUUCAAAAUCCACUGUGGAAAUAAAUCAAAAUCAGUCUGAAGAAACAAGGAAUAUCUCGCAAGAACAAAAAUUAAAUGAACAGAUUAUUGUGAAUUUGGCUAGUUCUCUUAACAAUAGUAUUAAUUGUAAUGAUGAGACCGAUUUAAACGAAGAAUUUUAUGAUGGAAUUGGUUCUCAACGGAGAGAAUCAAAUGCUUUUCAGGUUCUGAUGAGUCGUAGUAAACCAAUACAGUAUAAAUCACCACCAGAAGAAUCUAUAGACGACAGUGAGAGUAAAGAAAAAUCAAAAGAAUUCAGAUCCAGAUGCAAAGAUAAGCUCAUAGCUUUAGCUGAUAAAAGAGGAUUUUCGAAAAAGAAAAUAGCUGAAAUUGAAGAGGGUGAAAAAAUAGAAAAGAAUAUUGAAAAUCGUAUAAGGUUUUUUAAAGGCGAGAGUAAAAGUAACAUACAUAAAAAGGAUAACAGUUUUGAAUUAUCAAUAAAGACUAAUAAACAAUCUGGAAACUUGCUAAAUUAUUUUAGCAAAUUACCCCUGGGAUUGACAAGUGAGGAUGCAAAAUGUGUAUCUACUUUUAUUGUAAAAGCAGAUGUACAUAGAACUGAUAACUCUGAUACUGAACCUGUGUGUGUGAGGGACCUUAAAUUAAAUAAAAAAGAUCCUAACAAGAAAUGUUCAAAGUCAGAAUUAGAUCUUUCUACAAUGAAUGAUAUUCACGUCAUAGAGUCUGAGAAUUUAUUUUCUCUACAAAAGGUCAAACAAGAUGAACAGAAAAGAGAAAAACCUCGUUGGUCCUUGCGCAUAAAGUUACAUUCUUCUAAAAAUAACGAUUCCUUAUAUGAUACCGAUGAUGAAUUGUUUUUACCAAGAAGCAAAUCAAAGUUGAGUAGGUCGAAUAAAUCUGAAAAGCCUGUGAAUGUAGAAAAUAAUGAAGUCUGUAUGAAGAAUCAUAAUCGACGUCUUAAAAUAAAAGAGGAAAACAAGGAAAAAAAAGAAUUAAUUAUAAAAGAUAGCAACAUUCCAAACAUUAUCAAAGAUGCUUCUAAUGAAGAUACUGAUUUUAAAAAAUCAAACAGAGCUAAUAAAAAAGAACAGGAAAUUAAUAACAUGAGUGAAAUAUUUAUAGUAACUGAUGAUUCCGAAUGCAAGAUUACCAACGAAAUUAGCAAUGAGAAUAUUCUGAAGAGAAAACCGAAUGAAAAGCUGGCACCUUUAUUCAUUAAACGACGUAAAAUAGAUUCAGCUGUCACAGCAGCAAGACGUUUAUUCCUACAAUCGGAUAUAAUUGAUGUAGAAAACAAAAAUAUAGACCAUAAAGUAAAUAAUGGCAUAUCUGUAUUACCAUUUCCUACUAUCAGUCAUGUUACACAAUUAGAAGAUAAGUUGGACUCAAUCAAAUCUGAAAUAGAACAUAAAUUUUUGAUGAAAAUUGAGAAAAAAUAUUUGUCUUCGAUAGAUAUUAGUAAUUAUAAAUAUAUUACUAAUUGUAGGAAAACAUCAAGAACAAUUAAAACAAUUAAAGAACCCGCGAAAGAAAAUGUGGAGCAAGUGCUAUCAGAAAUCGAGAAGCUUUAUCCAGAUGUUCGGAGAAUGUGGGAGACUAUAUCAACAAUCAAGGGAGAUUUAAAAAAAAACUUGCCAUCUUCAAAAGGUAGAAAAACACGAGCGCAAGAACAAAAGAGAAUGUUAACAGAGAGUGUUGAGACCGAGGAAAAGCAAUCGCACAAUUGCGCAUGGACAUACAAAUAUAAACCGAUGAGCGCGCAAGAGAUAGUCGGAAAUGAAGAAAGUGCGAGUAAGUUAAAGAAUUGGUUGAAUGGUUGGAGAGCAUCUUUAACAAAGGAGAACGAUGGCAGUAGUGGUGAUGAGUUUUAUUCCUCAGAUUGUAGUUCCUCAUUCAACAAUGAAAAUAAUCAAAUUGCUGUUUUAUUAGGGCCGCACGGUAGUGGAAAAAGCGCAAGCGUGUAUGCGAUAGCAGAGGAACUUGGCUAUAGCGUAAUCGAAGUGAAUGCAUCUUCCAAGCGGACUGGAAAGAAAAUCUUAAAAGAAUUAGAGGAAGCUACAAAAUCACAUAGAAUUAAAAAAAAUAAACAUAAAUCUCCAUUCGAACAAAUCACGAAUGAAGACAAAACCUCGAAAAUAUUGCAAAAUUCACUAAUUCUUCUAGAAGAUAUUGAUCUUGUUUUUGAAGAGGAUGAAGGAUUCAUUUCUGCUGUCUAUCAAUUAGCAUCGAACACUAAACGACCAAUUGUUAUGACAUGUAGAAAUACGUGUCCUCAUUUAAAUAAAAUGGCACCACAACAAAACAAAGUUUACUUUCAUAAAGUAAGUGGUAACAGAGUGUUUAUCUUGCUGGAAUUAAUUGUGUUGGCAGAAACAAAUUACAGGAUUCCGCGUAAUUGCUUAAUGAAAUUACUGCAAGAAGGCGACUUAAGACAGGCAUUGCUCCAGUUGCAAUAUUUAGUAUUGUCAGGUCUACCGGUGUUAUCAAAACAAUCUAUGACCAUGAAGUCGUUGCUUUGGCAGGACAUGCAACGCUAUUUGUACAAACCUGCGAUUAAGCUAAACAAGAAGCACAAGACAAAGAGGGAGAAAAUUACAAAUACAAAAAAUUCAAAGGAUACAUAUAUAUUGAACAAUUUAGCAGACGAUUUGGACGGUUUAUCUUUAAUGUCAUCUUUAAUUGAUGUUGAAGAUACGACAUUAGAUAUGUCAGAGGAGAAGAUGCAACCUAAUUUAUCCUUAGCUGAAAACAUGUCUUUUUAUUCCGCUUUGCAUGAUUUGAACGCGGAUAUAGCGGAUUUUAUAAACAAUCAAAUACUGUAUAAAGAUUUUGAUGCAAACGAUUGUGUGCAAAAUCAAAGUAAUAUUAUUCUGAAAAAACAGUUAAAACAAGGAGUGGAUCUAGCGCUAUCGCAUGUCACAUCUACCUGUUUAGAUCGACGAAUCAUGGUGUUAGAUUAUCUUCCAACCGCGCGAACAAUAUGCCGAGCAGAGGAAUCUCGCUCGACUACAAAUUACAAAAGAGGCAAUCGAUUUUUCCAUUAUCUGCACAGUCUAAAAGUGCCAAGUGCGUCGAUGAAACCUAAUAUUUUAGCUACUGCAUGUAGAAUGUUACAAAAGGGGGAAAAGAAAAUUGCAUCCAUGAAUAUAGAAAACGUUACUGUUGACUGAUACUCGAGA
Cyphomyrmex costatus is the source of this 3594-nucleotide messenger RNA. RefSeq names its product enhanced level of genomic instability 1 (gene elg1). NCBI's taxonomy places the organism in Eukaryota, Metazoa, Arthropoda, Insecta, Hymenoptera, Formicidae. The record is from RefSeq and is a predicted model, not a curated record. Gene Ontology annotation, cellular component: nucleus. The transcript is spliced from 7 exons. Gene Ontology annotation, molecular function: DNA clamp unloader activity; DNA binding; ATP hydrolysis activity. The coding region runs from base 115 to 3585 and encodes 1156 amino acids.